GUAUUGCAGUCUGAUUUGACACUACUUUAAAAAUAGUUGAGUAUAUUAAGAUCCAUUAUGCAGCAUUGGGCGUUCAUAUUCUGUAGCGUUGUUCUUGCAACAAUAGAAACUGACGCGAAAGUACCAGUUGUCUGUCACAAAAAAACGUACACCGCAUGGCAUGGCGAUGUUCAUCACAGAUACGAUGAAGUCUCUAAGUAUGACUGCUCUGCUUCGUCUUGUGGAGGCCAGUGUGUUGCACUAGUAAAAUGCGCAUGUGGAGCUCCGUAUACAGGAUUGUGGUCUCCUGGAAAUAACGUGGCCGCAUACUGUCAGCAUGGUACAGGACAUGUAGCAGCGGGGACCGCUAUAGCAACAUUCGAACAUGGUACCUACAAUAACAGGUGGACAGAUCAUACGGCGGUAUUCUUGAGAUGCAGUGGACAUGGAAAAUUUCAAGUCAUGGAACAGGCUUGUGAAUUUAGUACGAGGCUGGCUGAGUAUUCGUCAUUAAGUUCAUAUUAUCACCGUUUUAGCGUUAUUCUUACAGACCAUGGAAAUUUGAAUCCAAGCCACCACUGUAGCAGAAAACAUAGAAGUUGUUAAAAAUUUCACUAAUUAGACACUAAAUAUCAUUUUACAUUUAUGA
Messenger RNA from Mytilus trossulus (common blue mussel), 628 nucleotides. RefSeq lists its product as uncharacterized. The transcript has 5 exons. NCBI's taxonomy places the organism in Eukaryota, Metazoa, Mollusca, Bivalvia, Mytilida, Mytilidae. The record is from RefSeq and is a predicted model, not a curated record. The coding region runs from base 58 to 585 and encodes 175 amino acids.